CUUACACAGAAAGUAGGUAAUCUAUGAGUAGAGCGAUUCCAAAUUUCCAGAAAGAAAAAAAAAAUACAAUCCAGUCUCGGCGACAUCUCUACAGUCACGGCAGGUGAUUGCCUUCCUUUCGGGCGAAACACGAUUUCAAACAAAUGAGGAAAUGGCAACGGGCUCGUUCCAAAAGGCCGAGGCAGAGACUGAAGGAAGAAGAUAGGAUAAGCCAUUUACCUGAUCCUUUGAUAUGUCAGAUCCUCUCCAACCUCCCCAUAGAGUAUGCUGUCAAGACAAGCAUUUGAUUGAAGUGUAUUAUCCUUCUCCCGAUGGGGCCAUAUUUGAGAAACUUGUCUCUUGCUCUCCUCUCUUGGAAGAGUUAAAGAUUCGCAGAUGUUGCUCUGCUCCUGAAGUCUUUCGCAUACACUCUUUGUCGCUAAAGAAGCUCCACAUAAAUUUAAAUGAUAUUGGAGAUGAAUGUAGAGUUGUGAUUGACGCUCCCCUACUACGCCGUUUGAAAGUCGAUGACAACCACUCCGAAAGUUAUGUAGUAAACAACUUGGAUUCCAUAGCCAAGUUAGACAUUUCUCUCAGCUUUGGUUUGUACAAUUUUGAUGAAACUAGCGUUUCAUCAAAGAAAAGUAUCAUCUCCAGUUUUCUCACCGGGGUUUCGAAGGUCAGGGAGAUUAAUAUAUAUGCAGACUGUUUAGAGAUGUUCUGGCAAUACUCGAAAUUAGCACCACUUCCUCAGUUUGGUUACUUGUCUCGCCUGGAUGUGUAUCUUUGUACACCUGGUUUGAAAUGGUUACUAACCUUUCUUGAGACCUGCCCAAAUUUGGAAUCUCUCAUCUUGGAAUGGAAUGGUGACUCUAAGAGAGAGCAUUCUAAGGAGAUGAAUCAAAUCAACUUUUCAUACGUUCCAGAGUGUUUUACGUCCUCACUCAAGUUUGUCGAUCUCAGAACCAGAAUCUCGGGAGAUGCUGGAGAAAUGAAGCUAGUAAGGUACUUUCUAAAGAAUUCUGCAGUCCUUAAUAAAUUGACUCUGCGUUUGGGUUGUUAUGCAAAUGAAAAUGCCGUCUUGAAGAAACUCCUGAAUAUCCCAAGACGCUCUAUCACAUGUCAAGUCGACGUACGUUGAUAUGCAAAGACUACAGAUAGAUAGAGAGAGAGAGAGAGAGAGAGAGAGAGAGAGAGGGAACAUGUGAACUUUAAGCUCUUGUCAUACAAGAAAUGCAGCUGUUGUUGACUUUGUCUAUAUUUCUUUUGGAGUAAAUGGGGUUGAAAACUGUCUCUUUGUAGUUUAGUUUAUAACUGUGAAGUCUCAUCUCUGGAGACUAUUAUGUUUGUUUUUAACAAGUUAAGCAAUGAAGUGAGUUAGUCUC
Molecule: messenger RNA, 1364 nt
Organism: Raphanus sativus (radish)
Lineage: Eukaryota; Viridiplantae; Streptophyta; Magnoliopsida; Brassicales; Brassicaceae
Product: putative FBD-associated F-box protein At5g53635
Exons: 4
Coding region: 233-1120 (295 amino acids)
Source: RefSeq, a predicted model, not a curated record